Messenger RNA from Cynara cardunculus var. scolymus (artichoke), 1649 nucleotides. RefSeq lists its product as uncharacterized. Bases 75 to 1514 code for a protein of 479 amino acids. The transcript has 4 exons. The record is from RefSeq and is a predicted model, not a curated record. Lineage: Eukaryota; Viridiplantae; Streptophyta; Magnoliopsida; Asterales; Asteraceae.
CCUUUGACCUUUAUUUCACGAUUUCAUAUGAUUCAGCCCCCCAUCUUCAACCCAUUUUCUCAUCAUAAUAAAAUAUGCCAAUGGAUCGAUCCAGUUCAUGGGGAAGCAGUCACUCAGGAUCCGAGGGAAUCAGCCGAGGACGGCUGGUGGUGUUGUCGGUGGAAUGUUUGAAAGGGAGCUCCAAAGCCGAAGAAUGGACCGGCGACAUGUUGGAGACCGGCGACAUCGUGGAGGAGAUCAAAAUCGGAAACAUGAGCAUGACGGCGCCAUUCAAGAACGGCAACGCCGGAAUCCAGAAGAUUCUGCAUAACUCAUUCAAGUCCAAAGAGACGUCUAUCCGAGUUCGCAUCAGGCGUGGAUCGGACGAGUUCGCUGAGUUGCUGGCUUGUAUUGUGCCCAACACCGGUUCUACCGGCGGUAGGAAGCAGUACAUGUUGAGGUCGAUUGUUGAUCCUAACUACACCGUCGGCUUCGUGGAUCGGACGGAAACCGAGUGCUACGCGUUGCAAGCUUCAAGGGGUUCGAGGAUGGUGAGUGCACUAGCAGCUGCCCAACUCCAUGAUGGAUAUGUUGCAUAUCCAUGGCAAAAGAAAAUGCAAGAGCUGCUCUCCAUCCCCAAUUCCAGCUGUUUUCUAUCCAUUCUCUUCCUUCCAAAAGCCUCCGAAAGGGUUCUGCAUCGAUACAACGACUUGGAGGAUACCCUUUCGAGAGCAAACGCUUGGCAUACCGCCGCUCAAGCAUCUGGGGUCCCUAUCCUCUUUAUGAACAUCCAAACAGAAUCCCUUCUCACCAAGAUUUCUGGAGAAAUGGCUUCGUCUACUGUAAACGCUGGCUCGUUAUCAGACUUAAUGAAUCUUGCAAGCGUUAGUCUCUAUGGUUUCGAAGAUUACCAUGGGGUUGACAUUGGUGUAGUCAGAGCCGUUCGUCUUUGGUUUGCUCCUCUUGGUGGAGAGAUUGCGGUUGAAGUAAAGAUCAAAGAGGGUGACACAAAGCUUGGAUUCGCCAUUGGUCGGACAGAAGAGGGAUUCAUUCAUGUUACCUCUGUUACUGGAGAUGAUCAAGACUCACCAUCAUCACGAUCAGGUCUAAGCAGUUUGUACACAGAAGCUAAAAGAGCAAGAAAGCACCUUGUGAUCUCAAGAAUAUCAAAUCAGAAAGUACUUCCAUGGAUGGUUUCACCAGAAGGAGCUAUAAGAUGCUACGAUACAGUUUCUCUUAGCCAAAAGCUCUCUUUGCACCGCCAUGCCAAAGUGCCUAUAUCACUUCAUGUAUUUGCGUGGGACCAAGAAGUGGCCAUGUUAGGCAACGCCAACCUCAGGACUCAAACAAAUCCACCAAUUGCAUUGGCUUUACCUCCUGAAACUCAAACAGCAAACGUAGCAGCUACAAAUCAAGUAAUGCCAAUAGGAACAGACACACAACAGAGUGUUCCAGAGUUAAGACAAGAUAGAGACACAGCAGGUGAAACAUCAUUCCGAUUCCAUGACUUUUCCCUACCAAAUAAUUGGGUAUGAGAUGCGUUCUCAUGUUUUAGACCAAAACAUUUACAUUGCAUUGAAUAGGUCUCCUUUGUAUAUAUCAACCUGUAUGUAAUUUAUGAUUUUGCAACACCAUACAGAUAUGAAAUAAACAAAUUUGACUGAUUUUUU